GCCGGGUUGCUCCGGGGAUGGUCGACACUCGGAAGCGUUCAGACCAGUCACACACGAACCAGCAGGUGUUGAUCGGAACCAUAUCGGAACCAUGACGGAUUGCCAGUCAGGACUUGGAAGCAGACCGCUGGAGGACAUGCACGUGCACGAGUUCGCGCUCAUCGAGAGACCAAACCGCAGAAGUGUAAAGACUGCAGAGGAAAUCAGUCAGCUGACAGUGGAUGAAAACCUCAACGAUAUCGACAGAGCCGUCUACCUGCUCAGUAUGGGCCAAGAGGUGCAGCGAGCGAGCGUCAUCGCUAACCUGCCAUUUCUGAUCCGUCAGAAUCCAGCAGAGACGUUCCAUUGGGUGGUACCUAAGGUUCGGGAAGUCUUAGGUGGAGCCGGAACUGAAAUCCAACUAGCAGCGGCAGUGUCGUUUCUGACCGUUCUACAGGAUGACAUCGUCCUGAUCCACACCCACACUUACUCCAUACUGAAGACGGUCCUGCUCCACCUGAACCACCGAGAUGCAGCGGUGAGUAACGCCUGGCUGGAGACUCUGUUGUGUGCCAUCGACGUUUUACCAAAGGAGACAAUAAAACAGGAGGUGCUGAGACCUCUUGUCUUUCAACAUCUGCCUUCACAUUCUCUCCACGCCCGUUUGGCCCACUGUCGCAUUCUGGGCAAAGUUUCCUGCAAACUGGAUUGUCACCUGGUCAAGAAAGAGCUCCUGCCAUUGGCUCGCGCUUUAUGUCAGGAUCCAGAAUUUGAGGUUCGAGCGUGCAUGUGCCGCCAGUUGGAGAGCAUUGCCACGGCAACAGGUGCAGAUGAAACCAGCACAGAGCUGCUGCCUGACUUGGUUGACUUGGCGAGAGACGGGCACUGCGACGUCCGUCUUGCAGCGUUGGACACCAUCAUCAACCUGAUGGAGAAGAUUGACAGCGAGAACAGACUGCGUGUUGUGGUUCCCUUGGUGAUGUCCGUGACCCAGGCAGAUGAUGCCAUAUUGGCAUCUUUGUCAUUUCAGUUUGGAAAAAUCUGCAGUCAACUCGCAGGUUGUUUGUCAGACGAGCAGAAGGUCCACUUGCUGCAGACGUUCAAGUCACUUUGUGUGGUUGGUCUCAAUACUGAAAGAAAGCAAGACGUUGGCAUGCAGACAACACUGAUCCGGUGCAACUGCUGCUACAACCUGCCGACCAUGUUGGCCUUUGCUGACUCCUCCCACUUCCUGACUGACCUGUACCUGUCGUUUUCAAGUCUCUGUUGUGAUCCCGAAGUCAGCGUCCGAAGAAGCGCAGCUUCCAGUUUUCAUCAGGUGGUAAAGUCGCUCACUUCAAAUGUUCCUCUGGUCCACAAAGAGCUUCUGAUGCUGUUGAAAGAUGACGCUCUGGAGGUGUUGGAUGCUCUGAUGAAUCACUUAGAGCAAACUCUGGAGGUGGUUCUGUUCAGAGGAGAGAAACUGAUGCAGGAGCAGAAGGGUUCUUUCCAGUCUUCCGAACUGCUGUCGGCUCUGCUGUCAGCUGAGCAGAAGGUUAGUGGUUCUCUGCGCUGGAGGCUGCAUGAAAAGCUGUUGCAGCGUUACAGCAAUCUGGCCAAACUUCUCCCCGGAGAGCCACUGCACCAGAGUCUGUCUCCCCGCAUUUUUCUUAUCCUCACCAGCAACAAGGUGUUGCCAGUGCAGAGAGAGGCUGCACGAAUGUUCUGCACGUUCCUUCGCUAUAACCACAAACAGGAGCAUCGUCGAGAGAUGAUGGAGUGGAUGAUCCAAGCUCUGGCUCAGGGGCGAAGUUACUGGAAUCGUCUACGAUUUCUUGAUGUCUGUGAAAAGGCCAAUGAGAUUUUCUCCAGGAAGUUCUUCAACAGACAUUUCUUGAUCCCAGCUCUAGAACUGGUCCAUGAUCCUGUGGCCAACGUCAGGUACAAACUCUGCCACAUGCUGCCCUUGUUGCGGUCAUCGCUGCGCCUGCCUGUCGACAAUCAGCUAUUAAUGCAGCUGGAUUUCUGUGUGCAGAAGCUCCUCUGCAGGGAGAAAGACAAAGACGUGGUCACGGCCAUUCACAAGGUCGUGCUGGAACUUGACAAACUGGAUCUCACAGAACCUUUUCAGAGGAGGAAGGACAACAAUUUGUUGGACCACAAGAAAGAGGCAGAAGAGACUCUGCUGCUGGAGAUGGAGCAACUGGAAAACCAGCAGGGCGAAACCAAAUCGAAUUCAGUCAAACAGUCAGAGAGACGACGAAGAGACCGUAAUCCCAGUCUGUCAAAGUCAAGCAAGUCUAAGUCACUGUCCUUGUCGGUGUCCUCAUCCUGUAAAGAGAUGAGGAGGGUCAAACUGUCACGGAGUCGAUCCCUCAGCAGUCAGUCACCUGUCUGCAAACCCGACACGCCACAACAAACUAGCAGUCGGAAAGAGUUUAGUGGUCAUUGUGCGAGUUGGAAGUCAUCAAUACUAAACAACAAAGAUGAUUUCUCAACUACCAACCUUACCCCGGCUGUGCUGUCCAAGUCUUCGCCCACCUCGUAUAAACCAGUGCUGAUCUGCAGACACUUCACCGAUCUCCCUGACAUGAUGGCUUCAGAAGGAAAAGCAACAAAUACCUUAGACCUCAGGGAUUGUCAUUAUAUGACAAACCAUAGAGCCAGUCAUUUAGAUCAUAGUAUUGGUCCUAUUGAACCCAGAACUAAUACCGUGGUCCAGAGACGAACCACCUUGGACCGAAGGACAAAUACUUUAAGCCAAACAAACUUUGGGAGUAAUGCUUUUGACCAGAGCGACAACAGCAGCAGUAAGAACAGCUUCAUGUUCCAGCGCAGUAAAUCCAUUGAUCAGCACAGCACUGCACUGAAGGACAGCAAGUCAAGGAAGUUGUUCAUGUAAGUUCCUGUCAACAACACCCAUAUUCACAGCUUUGUUGAAUGAAAACUGCUAUAU
Messenger RNA from Nerophis lumbriciformis (worm pipefish), 2914 nucleotides. It is a transcript of the gene ppp4r4, whose product is annotated as protein phosphatase 4, regulatory subunit 4. Gene Ontology annotation, molecular function: protein phosphatase regulator activity. NCBI's taxonomy places the organism in Eukaryota, Metazoa, Chordata, Actinopteri, Syngnathiformes, Syngnathidae. The record is from RefSeq and is a predicted model, not a curated record. Gene Ontology annotation, cellular component: protein serine/threonine phosphatase complex; cytosol.